Messenger RNA from Exophiala bonariae, 9615 nucleotides. RefSeq lists its product as uncharacterized. Bases 1 to 9615 code for a protein of 3204 amino acids. Gene Ontology annotation, biological process: secondary metabolite biosynthetic process; fatty acid biosynthetic process. Gene Ontology annotation, molecular function: oxidoreductase activity; zinc ion binding; fatty acid synthase activity. NCBI's taxonomy places the organism in Eukaryota, Fungi, Ascomycota, Eurotiomycetes, Chaetothyriales, Herpotrichiellaceae. The transcript is spliced from 10 exons. The record is from RefSeq and is a predicted model, not a curated record.
AUGGCGGACCUUGAGCCCAUUGCUAUCAUCGGCAUUGGCUGUCGCCUACCGGGAGAUGUAGGAAACGCUGAAGACCUUUGGCAGCUCUUGAGCGAAGGUGGUUCAGGAUGGUCAGUUGUGCCGAAGGACCGAUGGAAUGUCGAUUCAUUCUACCACCCUGAUGGCGCCUCUAUACAAUCAUACAACACCAAAAGCGGAUAUUUCAUGUCGCAGGAUGUCACACAUUUCGACUCGAGGUUCUUCGGAUUUGCCCACAACGAGGCCGAUGCUACAGAUCCCCAGCAGAGGAUUCUCCUAGAGUCGACAUACGAAGCCUUGGAGAAUGCCGGAAUCCCUAUAGAGAGCAUUAAGGGCUCCGACACCGCAGUAUAUGCCGCCCUCUUCACGCACGACUACGAUCGGAUCGCAUACAAAAACCUCGACGGUUUGUCACAAUUCCACACUGCCGGAGCAGGAGAGGCUAUAAUUGCGAACCGCGUGUCGUAUUUCUUCGAUCUCAGGGGUAUCUCAGUGACUAUUGACACUGGCUGUUCUCGGAUGGCCAUUGUUGGCGGCACGGAAGUCCUUUUGCACCCCGAUCAAAAUAUCGCCAUGAGCUUGAGCGGGAUGCUCAAUCCAGACGGCAAGUGUUAUACAUUCGAUAGCAGAGGAGCUGGAUACGGUCGCGGAGAAGGUGUUGCCGUUGUCAUCAUUAAGCGGCUGAAAGACGCGCUUGCAGACGGCGACACGGUCCACGCCAUCGUUCGUAACUCCGGCGCCAACCAAGAUGGUAAGACUAAUGGAAUCAUGCUCCCGAACCCGGAUGCUCAGGAGGCCUUAAUCCGGAAAGUGUACGGCGAUGUGCAUCUCGACCCCGCCGAUACUCCUUAUGUCGAGGCCCAUGGUACGGGUACGAAGGCGGGUGAUUUCGCCGAAGUGCAAUGCCUGGGUAACGUCUUUACUGAGAAUACAAGGACCCAGAACCUGUACGUAGGCUCAGUCAAGACCAAUAUUGGCCACACGGAAGCGACUAGUGGUCUCGCUGGCUUGAUCAAGUCGAUUCUGGUCCUCAAACACCAACAGAUCCCACCCAAUCUGAACUUCAUUAAGCCGAAGCCAGGCCUCAAUCUGGACGAGAGGCAGAUUUCGGUCCCGCUAGAGCUUGUCCCUCUGCUCCCCGAGGGUUCUAAAGGCGCUCACAGAGUAUCGCUCAACUCCUUCGGUUAUGGUGGUACCAACUGUCACGUUAUCGUUGAAUCGCUGGACCAGUACCUUUCUGACCAUAGCGGGUAUCUGACCAAUGGAGCUGCCAAUGGAACUGUGAACGGAAUUGUCAAUGGAUCUACGAAUGAAGUCUUCAACGGUGCCAAUGGUGAUUCUGCUGCAUUUCCCAGAGGAAAGAAUGGCGCCCGAUUCUUUAGCGGCACAAAUGGCGUCAAUGGUAGCCAUAUCAGCAAUGGAGUUAAGGCAAAAAGCACGGCAUCGGCAGACACCAUGCCGCUAAUCUUCCCCCUGUCAGCCACCUCAGAAGCUGCCCUAGAUGAGAUGCCGGCACAGAUCCAGAAGUGGCUUUCGCGCUCAGACGCUUCUCCCUCCGACUUGAGUGACCUUUCCUACACUCUCACUUGCCGUAGGUCGCUCUUCAAGUGGAGGAAGGCCUUCGUGGCUUCCGACGUGGCCGAGCUUACAGCAGUACUGGCCGAAGGCAAGAUCUUCAAGACCCGUUCAGCACCAUCAGCCAAGGUUGCAUUCGUUUUCACUGGACAAGGUGCUCAGUGGGCAGGUAUGGGAGCUGAUCUUAUAGGUUCCUCUCAAGUCUUCAAGAGUUCCAUCGAGAGCUCGUCUCAGUUACUCAAGAGCCUGGGUUGCGAGUGGGAUCUUGUCCAGGUGUUGAGCAAACUUGAGGCAGAGAAGUCACGGAUCAACGAGAGCGAGAUUGCGCAGCCUGUGACUACCAUCAUCCAGAUGGCGCUGGUGGAUCUGCUCGCUCAUUACGAUGUCAAGCCCAACUUUGUUGCGGGACACAGCUCUGGUGAAAUUGCCGCUGCCUACGCUGCUGGGGCUCUCGCCCGAGAAGCCGGAGUCAAGGCCUCGUACCUUCGAGGUCUACAGUCCGCGAUUGCCAGGAAGCUCAACAAGUUGCCCGGAUCUAUGCUGGCCACAGGUUAUGGCGAACAGGCAGCGCUCCAGACAAUCAAGGCGGCCAAUGUUGACAGUGAGAUGGGUCGCGUGGUAGUUGCCUGCAUCAACAGCCCAGCUAGCACGACUCUUUCUGGAGAUGAGCCUGCCGUGCUUUACAUCGCGGAGAUGCUCCGAAGUGGAGGCGUGUUCACACGCAGACUCAAGGUCGAAACAGCCUACCAUUCCCAUCACAUGGAGAAAGUGGCUUCCUCCUACUUGAAGUCACUCCAAGGACUCUCCAGCACUGAUAUUAGGCCCGAUGUUGAGUUCCAUUCAUCUGUAACCGGACAGAUGAAGACUUCCGACUUCGGGCCAGUAUACUGGGUUAAGAACCUGGUGUCCCAAGUUCGUUUCAACGAUGCUAUGACAGCUCUACUCAAGAGUAUGGCAGCAACAGGUCCACCUGACGCUGCCAACAUCUUAAUCGAGAUCGGACCGCACUCCGCCCUCCAGGGUCCGAUUAACCAGAUCCUCAAUUCUAUCACUGGCUUCAAGUCCACUUAUAUGGCUCCCCUAUCUCGAGGCAGGAACUCAGUCUCUUCCUUCUCGGCAACCAUAGCCCGACUAUAUGAGCUUGGCGCAAAAGUGAACCUCGAGAGGGUGUUCACCAAGCCUCGACGUGUCAUUGACAAUCUUAUGCCAUACCCGUGGGAUCACCGGGUCAAGCAUUGGGCCGAGUCGAGACUCAGCCGCGACCAUCGCCUUCGCACAUUCUCGUAUCAUGACCUCCUCGGUGUGUAUGAUGUUGUGAGUUCAAUUAAGGAGCCUCGCUGGCGCCACCACCUCAGCAUUCAGAGGCUGCCCUGGCUCAAGGACCAUGUUGUUGAUGGUAUGGUCAUCUUCCCAGGCUCUGGUUACUUUGCUAUGAUCACAGAGGCCAUGAAGCAGCUCGUGCAGUUGAAGAAUACCGACUUCGAUACCAAGAUUUCUAACAUUAUUAUCCGUAAUGUGAGCAUUGCCCGUCCCAUCAUCCUGCCUGUUGAAUCGACCAAUGGCUCCAGCGACGAUAUUGAGGUUCAGCUCAUCCUCAGCCCUUCCAAAAUUAGCUAUGCCAGCCCCUGGUACUCGAUCUCUAUCCUAUCUUUGCAGUCAGAUGGAACAUGGGCCGAGCACGUCUCUGGUACUGUGCGCGCUGAGCUUGAGUCUGCUAGUGUAACUGGUGCGGAGCGCAAAGCAACUGUCGACGAGGCCUUUGAAGCCUUUGACAGGAUCCAAUCACGUGCUCAGGAGAAGAUGAACAUGGAGACCUUCUACGAUGAACGAAGAGCAGCAGGCAACGACUGGGGCCCGAGCUUCGCCCUUCUGUACGAGGCUCAUAUCGGGCCUUGGGUUGGAUUUUCCAAGCUGAGGAUUCCAGAUGUGGCUCAGUACAUGCCUGCAGGGUAUCUACAACCGCACUUAAUCCAUCCAACAACUCUCGAUGCGGCAAAUCAUAUUGCACUGGCCGUUUUCAAUAGGGAAAUCAGGAAUGCUCCCGUUAUGCCCAUCAACACCGAAGAAGUUAUCUUCACCAACAAUCUCUCAAGCAAGCCAGGCGAUGAGAUGAUUAUUGCCAUGGAGCUGAAGGCUGAGGGUAAGAGUCAAGCACGUGGAGAUGUUUGGAUCUUCCAGAACGACCCCGAUACCCGUGGGGUGACGUUUGUGAGCUCUAUAAGAGGUCUUGUCAUGCGAGCUGUAGGUGAUGGGGCGAGCACGGAGGCAUCGAAGCCAUUCCAGCGCAAACAUACCUACCAGGUGUACUGGAACGAGGAUCCUGAUCAUCUCGACAAAGCUUCUUUCGCACGCUUGGUUGAGCCGUACGUCUCGAAGAACCCCGAGCUCUUCGAACAGCUCAGCACUAUCGAACAGGCCACAGCUAUUUACCUCGAUAGGGUCAAGAAUAUGCCUGUGAUCCAAAACCCAGAGACAGCGCCUCUGCCCCAUCUACGCGACUUCUCACGUUGGAUAUUCGACUAUGUCAAUUCCGAUACUUGCAAGAAGAUCUGCGAAUCUCUGAGUGAUAGUGAGCAGGCUGAGCUUCUGGAUCGAUCUGAUAGCUCUGACAUUGAGGGUAAAUUGCUCGGCCGUGUCGGCAGAAACCUUGCAGGAAUCCUGUCAAACACUGCUGAUCCGCUUGAGCUGCUUGUGGCUGACGAUCUUUUGGAGCGAUUCUAUAAUCACGGCCCCUUGACACCAUUGUAUCAGCAGUUAUUGCAGUAUGCACGCCUAUUGACCAACAAAAACUCGCAGAUGAACGUCCUUGAAGUCGGCGCUGGAACCGGAAGUGCCACUCUUCCGCUAUUCAAUAGCAUGGGCGAGGACGCAUCGGAUUUGGUCAAGAAAUACACGUACACUGAUAUCACGUCCGGUUUCUUUGAGACCGCCAAGGAGCGGCUAGACAGGUGGAAGUCCAUCAUCGAGUAUAGAACCCUUGAUGUCUCCCGUGAUCCCGUGGAUCAAGGCUACGAAGCGAAUUCGUAUGAUCUGGUUGUGGCCUCAAACGUCUUCCACGCAACAAAGUCGAUCUGUGAAACCUUGACCAACGUCAGGAAGCUUUUGAAGCCUCACGGCAGACUACUCUUUGUUGAGAUCAACAACAGUACGGCAGGGGCCAGCCGCAGUCUUGCAACUAUCUUCGGAACCUUGCCAGGAUGGUGGGACUUCAUCGAUGGUAGGGAGGGCUCUCCGCUUCUGGAACCCGACAAAUGGCAUGAGCAGCUUCUCCAAACAUCCUUCGGUGGCAUUGAGUACUCCUCCCAAGACUGUGAUGGUCCAUUGGCCCGAGGCUCCUUCAUUGUCUCCAAGGCCAUUGAGGAACAGAAGCCACUCGAUAGGGCCUCUCUCAUCGACUCUGUGACUGUGAUUCACAACCCUGUCUCCCCUGUGGGACGGUCAGCAUCCACUGCCCUCACUUCCGUGUUCCAACAAAACGGGUUCUCUUCCAAUGUGAAGUACAGCUGGGAGGCUCUUCCUGAAGUCGAUUCAGAGGCUUGCGAGGGAACCAUGUAUGUGGUUCUUGACAGUGCAAACUCAUCCGUCCUCGAGCACCCUACCCAGGAGAUAUUCAACCGUUACCAGAACCUCCUUGUCAACUGCCGCAACCUUAUUUGGAUUUCAUUCCAGGAAGAAGGUGGACUAAAGGAGGGCUCUAUCAAGGGUUUAGCGGAUGGUCUGGCUCGUGUUGUCCGACGUGAAAACGGAGUUGUCAAGCUCAUCACUAUUGACGUCAGGAACGUUCUCCGGACCGAAGAUGAUGUGAGCCGUUUUGUCCUCAAGAUUCAGGAUGUUGCUCUUCAACUUCUAGCGCCUGAUGUCGACGACCGUGCAACGGUUGAUGAGGAGUUCGCCCUCGAUGGGGACAAGCUUCUCAUUCCCAGAGCAUACGCCGAUAAGACGUUUAACAACUGGACCGACCUCGUCAAUGGGCGCAGCAACCUCUCGCUUCAACCUUUCAAGGUCCAGGCCCUGCCAUUGAGGAUGGAAGUCGGCGCGCCAGGUCUCCUGAGCAGCAUUCAUUUCGUUCACGAUGCAGAUGCCUCCUCUCCCAUGGGCAGCGAGCAGAUCCAGAUCGACUCCAAGGCCUUCGGUGUCAGCUUCCAUGAUGUCAGAUGUGCGCUUGGCCAGCUACAAAACGGUACCUUCAUGGGUGAAUGUGCCGGCGUUGUCACAGCUGUUGGCUCCGGCGAAUUCGUGCAGCGCACUUACAAGGUGGGCGAUCGCGUAGUUGGCAUGCAUGCUCAGGCGUUUGCCAGCUACUCUCGUUUGAACGGAUACGACGCGCAUGUUUUGCCGGACAACCUAAGCUUUGCGGAUGCUGCGUCAAUGCCAGUCGUCUUCACAACGGUUUACUACAGCUUCGUAAAAAUUGCACGCCUCGAGGCUGGUCAGUCGGUGCUGGUUCACUACGGCUCAGGAGGUGUUGGCCAGGCUGCAAUCCAGCUUGCCAGCCAUUUCGAUGCCGAGGUUUUCGUCACCGUUGGCAGUGAGGAGAAGAAGCAGUUCAUUCUGGACCACUUCAAUAUCCCCGAAAGCCACAUUCUCUCAUCUCGGGCUUCACCCCGCGACCUGAAGCGACACCUACUACGACUGACACAGAACAAAGGUGUCCAUGUUGUUCUCAACUCAGCGUCUGGUGAGAUGUUGGCGGAGUCAUGGAAUUGUGUGGCCUCUUUCGGAUUCCAUAUUGAGCUUGGUAAGACUGAUAUUGACAAAAACACGCAUAUCAGUAUGGCUCCAUUCAAGAGGAAUGUAACAUUCUCCUCGGUCGAUCUGGUCACCAUUGCCAAGGAGCGUCCGAAGGUGUUCUACGAUGUUUUGGAUAAGACCAUCGCUCUCUUCGCCAAGGGUGUUUUGAAGCCGGUCUAUCCCCUCAACAAAUUCCCCAUCGAUCAACUCGAGUCCGCUUUUAGGCUUAUCUCGGAGAGAAAGCACAUUGGCAAAGUGGUUUUAGACUGUGAACAUGAAGAGAAGGUUCAAGCGGUUCUGCCUGCGCCGGCCCCUAUCGAAUUACAGUCAGAAGGUACAUACAUCAUUGCAGGUGGUCUUGGUUCGAUUGGCCGUAUGUUAGUGAGACACCUUGCUUCACACCAUGCCGGGCAUAUCAUCACGCUUUCCCGCGGGUUUCUCGCUGAUGAAGAGCGACUUCCGUGGCAGGCCGAGAUUGCGAAGCUGGGAGCAAAGCUUCAUGUCUUGAAAUGUGACAUCACCGAUGCAUCAAGCGUGCAAAUACUUACUGAAUACUGCCGGGCGUCUCUGCCUCCCGUUCGCGGAAUCUUCCAUGCCGGAGCGGUCUUGAGGGACCGCCCCUUAGCCAUGAUGACAUGUGAUGAAUGGAACGCAGUGCUUGGCCCCAAAGUUCAGGGAACCUUCAACUUGGACCAAGCUUUCAGCUCCCCAGAUCUCGAGUUCUUCGUUACUCUGUCAUCCAUCGCCUUCACAUUCGGCAACCCAGGACAAGCAAACUACAGCGCCGCAAAUGCUUUCCUGGACUACUUUGCCACUCACCAUGACAGGACACACCAAACUCGUUACGUCUCUGUCGACCUUCCUGUUAUUGAGGAAACGCAAGCACGCGCUCAAAUCGAAACAGCGACCCGCAACUUCAUCCUGCAAGUAUCCACGCACUUUGACGUUGAAGAACUCAUGCAGCUGAUGGACUACGCCAUGGACCGCUCGGUCGAGCUGGACAGGCCGUUCAUACAUGCACUUAUGGGCUUUGACCGGAAGUCCUUGGGCCAGGGCACGGGAGACGACAUUUUUUCUCUCCUGUUCCAGACGAUUCCUCAAAUGAAGACCUCAAAUUCUCAAGAUCAAAACGGCGGUGAUGCCAAACAAGAUAUCGAGGGCCUUCUCAUGGCCGCCACAAGCUUUGACGAGGCUGUGAAAGUGAUUAUGGACACAAUUAUUGAGAAAUUCGUGAGGUUCCUCAACCUCGAGGCUGAUGAUGUUGGACCCGACCACCCUCUCUCGUCCUAUGGCCUUGACUCGCUUGUAUCCAUCGAAUUAAAGAACUGGAUGAUGCGCGCUUUCAAGGUUACUUUCCAGGUGUCAGAGCUGACUAGCUCGCGGAACAUCGCGCAUCUGGCGGAGCUGUUGGCAACCAGAUCCAAGAUUAUUCCUACCGGCCUCAGCAAGCAGACGCAAGAUCACAAUCAGAACGCUGGAAAGGAUGAAGCCCAGGGCAAAACAGACUUACAGGAAGAACAGGAUCUGCUUACUCAAUCGGACGACGCGCACAUCGAACCUCUGCCAUGCUGCCCGCUGCCCGCCAAGGAGGCCCGGCAACCGGUCCCGGAUCUGGUUCUGGGCUUGCAAAAACACCUUGAGAACAUUUCACAUUUCGCUCACAGCGAAGAAGAGAUAGAGAGUCUUCGGUCAGCUAUCAAGGAAUUCCUUGCGCCAGGCAGUGUUGGGGAGCAAGUCUACAAAGAAAUCCAGAAUGAUAGCCGUGAUCCUAAAGUGAGCAACUGGAUCUCGAACUUCGUGUCUGAGGGAUACUACAUGCCCAUGCGACAAGCUCUUCAAUACUGCAGCUUCUUGGCCAUGAACCACCCCGGUCCUGUCCAGCAUACACAGGCUGAUCGCGCUGCGUUACUCGCUGAAACUGCUUUCCAAUUCAAGCAAAAGAUUGAUAACGGGACAGUGGAGCCCCUGUACAUCUUGGAGACGCCUGUAUGCCAGGCUCCGUUGCAGUGGAUAUUCAACACCUAUCGUCAGCCUCAAAUUGGGAUAGACAAGAUAAGGAAGACAGCAGGUGACUAUUGUGUCGUGUUCAGACGUGGUCGACUCUUCCACGUUCCUCUUCGAAAUGGAGACGCUCCGGUGUCUCUCGACACGCUGAGAGCCACAAUGACAGCUAUCCUGGACCAUGUCCAGGACGAGGGGACAUGGGCUGGGAUCUUGACCAGCGAUACCCGUGACUCAUGGGCCAAGAUUCGUACCGAUUUGUUGGCGGUCAGCCCUUCUAACGCCCAGUACUUCCAAGUUAUUGAGGAGGCCGCAUUUGCGAUAAACCUCGAUGACAGCAGCCCAACCAACUUUACCGAGAUUGCAAAGCAAUGCAAGAUGGGCAGCGGCUUCAAUCGCUGGCACGACAAGCCUUUGCAAUUUAUUGUCACCGCGAACGGGCAGUCCGGCCUUCUCAUGGAGCACUCGUACCUUGACGGCACGACGCCCAUACCGCUUUAUGAUCGCAUACGUGACGCGAUCGCGGCUUACAAGCCGAAGGGCCAGGCGACACAGCAAGUACUAUCACCUGAAGAGAUCCCACUGGCUCUGCCUUCCAGUCUUGACAAACACAUCUCCUUCCUUCGUGAACAAUGGCUUAGCAAUAAUGCUCUCCGCGACUUCAUCUCGUAUGAGCUUCCGACUCUCAGUGGCCAGAUUCUCGGCCGGAGUAGGGUCCCCAUCAAGAGCGGAUACGAUGUCCUGUGUCAAUUGGCAUUCUUCCUGUACAAUGGAAAGCGCGUCGUUCCCAACUGGCAGCCUGUGAUGCUCGCACAUUUCCACGACGGUCGCCAUGAUAUGGUUCAGAUGGCAUCACCAAAGGUGCGAGCCUUCUGUGAGGCCGUGGUGGCAACCGGUGAGGACGAGAUACCGAUCCUGCAGAAGCGCAACCUGAUGAUUGAGGCGGCGCGUGAUCUCAGCCGACGGUUGAGCGAAGCCAAGGAUGGUAAUGGAUUCUUCCGGCUGUUCGUGACUAUCGAGCAGCGAUGGCCGAAGGAUCAGCCCAGGCCAAGAGUGUUUGACGAUAACCUGCAGAAGAGGACGAUGGACUUCCCCAUAAGCAACAUGAACCAUAAAGGGGUAGAGGCAGUGACUACACCGCUGGAUCCUCACGCACUGAGGAUCAGGUACACUAUUCAUGAUGACCACACCCUUAUGAGCCUGAACUGCCCUACAGGGGCGGCUGAUAAGCUCAUCGAAGCCGUCAACGAAGCGGCCAUCAUCAUCCGAGAGCUGAGUCUGGCCAUCUGA